CUCCCCAACCAAGACCCCGAAAGUCUGAAACACAACUCAACGGUUUUCGCUAUUUCUUCCCCCUCCCUUUCCGUUUCAAAAUUCAUUCGCUCUCUUGCUUUUCAUGCUAUUUCGUUCCACCCUGUGAUCCCCUUUCACCACUCUGUCACUGCUCUCUGUUCCUAAUUUCGAUGCCCUGGCUCGGCUUUCUUGCUUAUCACCCACGUUAAUCCGUCUUGAAAACGCUGCGAUUUCCUCUCUCCCUCCUUCCCCUCUCCUCUUUAUAAACCCCGCCCCUGCCGGCGUUUCUCCCCACUUCAUUCCCGCUUCCCAUAUAUCUGAUCUUCGCUCGUCUUGUGGCCGCACUACGCUCGGGAUUGAUUAUCACUAUGGGACAACACUCUGAGACGGUGGUGGUGAGAGUAUUCGAGGCCGACAAGGACCGAGAGAGAGUGGAAGCCAUGGAAAGGAUAUGCGAGGUCGGACCCAGUGGGAAGCUCUCCCUAUUCACCGACCUCAUGGGUGACCCGAUUUGCAGGGUCCGCAACUCGCCUGCCUUUCUCAUGCUGGUAGCUGAGAUGGGCCAAGAGAUAGUAGGAAUGAUAAGGGGCUGCAUCAAAACCGUUACAUGCGGGAAGAAGCUGUCCAGAAACGUGAAGAACCCCCAUUUGAAUAUCAACGACGUCCCUGAGAUCUUCCAGGCUGCUCCCAGACACGUUCCUGUGUACACCAAAGUCGCUUACAUUUUAGGCCUGCGCGUCUCGCCUUCUCACCGGAGAAUGGGAAUAGGGUUGAAGCUGGUGCGCAGAAUGGAAGAGUGGUUCAUAGAUAAUGGGGUCGAGUACUCGUAUAUAGCGACGGAAAACGACAAUUUAGCAUCCGUUAAGCUCUUCACCGACAAAUGCGGAUACUCCAGAUUCCGUACCCCCUCCAUCCUUGUCAACCCCGUUUACGCUCACAGAGAGAAGGUCUCUCGCAAGGUCACCAUCAUUCCACUCAGCCCCGACGACGCCGAAUCCCUCUAUCGUCGUCGCUUCGCCACCAUCGAGUUCUUCCCUCGCGACAUUGAUUCCAUCCUCAACAACAAACUCAGUCUCGGGACCUUCCUCGCCCUCCCAAGUGGGUCCUACUGCGCAGAUACAUGGCCCGGCUUGGAUCACUUCCUGUCGGACCCACCAGAGUCCUGGGCAGUGCUCAGCGUCUGGAACUGCAAGGACGUGUUCACGCUCGAAGUGCGGGGCGCGUCGUGCGUGAAGCGCACCCUCGCGAAAACGACCCGAAUGGUGGACCGGGCCUUCCCGUGGCUGAGACUGCCGUCCAUCCCGAACUUCUUCAGACCGUUCGGACUCCACUUCCUGUACGGACUGGGAGGUGAAGGCCCGGAAGCGGUGAAGAUGGUGAGAGCCCUGUGCGGGUUCGCGCAUAAUCUGGCCAAGGAACGCGGGUGCGGGGUGGUGGCGACGGAGGUCUCUAGCUGCGAUCCUCUCAGGGUCGGAGUACCUCACUGGAAGAUGUUAUCCUGCGACGAGGAUUUAUGGUGCAUCAAGAGGCUCGGGGAAGACUACAGUGACGGCUCUGUGGGUGACUGGACCAAAUCUCCAGCCGGAUGGUCCAUUUUUGUUGACCCCAGAGAGUUUUAACUCUAAUUUAGUAGCGACCAGAAAUGAUUCCCGAUUACUAGUGACGACAAAGAGUGAAACACAGGCGAAUAUGGGGAACCCACCUUUUUCGUUACUGUUUACUAAUUAAUCUUUCUCGUUUCUGUUAGUUUGUUUUCUACCCGCUUUCUUGUAUACUUUUUUUCUUUUCUUUUUUUUUUGUGGCAUUGGAGUCCUGUAAUUGGGAAUUAUCUGUGAGGGUGGUGGGACGUGGAUUUUUGGUUUUGUAAAGGAGAGAGAAUAUCCCGCCUCUAGUAUUAUCGAUAUAUCUUUUUGUAAAUGGAUGUGGCUUUUUAGAUCCUCUUUGAACCAAACGCAGCUUUCAUGA
This is a messenger RNA of Prosopis cineraria, 1965 nucleotides long. RefSeq names its product probable N-acetyltransferase HLS1. NCBI's taxonomy places the organism in Eukaryota, Viridiplantae, Streptophyta, Magnoliopsida, Fabales, Fabaceae. The transcript is spliced from 3 exons. The coding region runs from base 369 to 1619 and encodes 416 amino acids. Gene Ontology annotation, molecular function: acyltransferase activity, transferring groups other than amino-acyl groups. The record is from RefSeq and is a predicted model, not a curated record.